This is a messenger RNA of Penicillium chermesinum, 1515 nucleotides long. RefSeq lists its product as uncharacterized. Gene Ontology annotation, cellular component: membrane. NCBI's taxonomy places the organism in Eukaryota, Fungi, Ascomycota, Eurotiomycetes, Eurotiales, Aspergillaceae. The transcript is spliced from 6 exons. The record is from RefSeq and is a predicted model, not a curated record. The coding region runs from base 1 to 1515 and encodes 504 amino acids.
AUGACCGGCUCCCUCAGCACCACCGCGCGAGUCACCUCCGUGGUCGCGGGCACUUUAGUUGCUCUGUCCUGCGGAACAAAUUAUGCGUAUUCGGCAUGGGCGCCACAAUUUGCGGAUCGCAUGAAGCUCUCAUCGACGGAGAGCAACCUCAUUGGCGUAGCAGGAAAUCUGGGAAUGUACGGCAUGGGAGUGCCCAUGGGACUGUUGAUUGAUGGGCGGGGCCCACGACUGGUGACACUUAUCGGAUCUAUACUAUUGGCGUUGGGUUACUACCCAAUUUAUCUUGCCUAUGAACAUGGACAAGGGUCAGUACAUCUGGUAUUUCUGUGCCUGUUUGCGUUUUUGACAGGUGCCGGUGGCUCUGCGGCCUUUGGCGCGGCCAUCAAAGUUGCUGCUUCGAACUUUGCUGACAGCCGCGGGACGGCGACAGCAGUCCCUCUUGCGGCAUUUGGUCUCAGUGCAUUGUUCUGGUCGAAUGUUUCAAACCUGAUCUUCAAAGACGAUACCGGAGCAUUCCUCUUUCUGAUGGCCUGUGGUACCAGCGUUCUUACUCUUGUUUCCACCCCAUUUCUCCGGAUUCUACAAUCCGAAACUUAUUCUUCGGUUCCUGAAGGACCUACAGAACCAUCCGACUCUAGACUAAUGCGUCGCCGAAGUAUUAUAAUUGAGCACCCAGAUGGCUCCUAUAGCUCGACAGCUCGCGCUAAUGAGAGCUCAGCGCAUGUCCGCUCCCAUUCAAUCGGUGGGAAUAAAGAGAGUAUCCGACGAGAGGGAAUCCUUACUAUCGAGGUCCACCACCCCGAUAUCCGCGGUCUCGCCAUGCUCCGCCACGUUGAAUUCUGGCAACUAUUCCUGACUAUGGCCCUUCUUUCCGGCAUUGGUCUCAUGACGAUCAACAACAUUGGAAACAGUGCUAAGGCUCUAUGGGUAUACUACGAUGACAGCGCCAAGCCCAAGUUCAUCCAGCAGCACCAGGUCAUGCAGGUGUCAAUUCUUUCGUUCGGAAACUUCCUGGGCCGACUUUCCAGUGGAAUCGGCUCAGACAUCCUUGUGAAGAAGCUCGGCAUGUCUCGAUUUUGGUGUCUGUUCGUUUCUGCUUCCGUCUUCACCCUUACUCAACUCGCCGGUGCCUCGAUCUCAAACCCAAACACUCUCGUCGUCGUCUCAGUCUUCACAGGUAUUGGAUACGGGUUUUUGUUUGGUGUUUUCCCCUCGCUUACUGCGCAUACAUUCGGAAUCGAGGGACUCUCCCAGAACUGGGGUGCCAUGACCCUCGCGCCUGUCUUCAGCGGAAACAUCUUUAAUCUCCUUUAUGGAACAGUAUACGAUCACCACUCGGUCAUUGGAGCUGAUGGCGAAGCUUCGUGUCCGGAUGGUCUCCGCUGCUACCAGUCUGCAUACUAUUUCACUUUCUUCUCCGGCGUGGCUGGUAUCCUGGUCUGUCUGUGGAGUAUUUAUCGCGAACGAAAGAUUCAUGGCUCCCAACGCAAGAAGUCGGAUCAUCAAAUCGCAUAG